GAGUGUUUCCUCACGUUGCUUCCUUUGUUUUGCUUCGUGAUCUGUGUUGAGAGUUGUGUUGUGUUGUGUUGUGUUCUUGCGUGCGCCAAAUUGAGAGGGAGAGAGACUGAGGGAAGACAACUCAACACUAAACUUGCAACUUUUCUUACAAUCUCUCUCUCUCUCUCUCUCUCUCUCUCGCCAUCCUGAUCUCUUCAACCAGAUGCGCUUUCCUGAGCAACUCAGGGUUAGGUGGGUGUAGCAGCUUCUCCGAUGCGCAGAAAAAGCGUUCAGGCCCUUUCAGGGUGGUGUGUAUGACCCCAAGCAGCAGCAGCAGGUCCGGGGACAGAAACGGCAGCGUUGUGAUGGAGACGCCGUUGAAAGAAUUGAAAAAGGAUUCCCCGGUGGCUGACGUCGACGACAACGCCAUCUCCGCCGGUGGCCCUCAGGAUGUCUACGGCGAGGAUAGGGCAACGGAGGACCACUUUGUCACUCCUUGGAGUGUCUCUGUGGCUAGUGGAUAUACAUUGUUGAGGGAUCCCCACUUCAACAAGGGGCUGGCCUUCACUGAAGACGAGAGGGAUGCCCACUAUCUGCGUGGACUUCUUCCCCCAUCAGUUAUUCCUCAAGAAACUCAGGUGAAGAAAAUGAUCCAGCACGUACGCCAGUAUCAAGUUCCGUUGCAGAAGUACAUGGCAAUGAUGGAUCUUCAGGAGAGAAACGAACGUCUAUUUUACAAGCUUCUUAUUGAUCACGUUGAAGAGUUACUCCCAGUUGUAUAUACUCCAACUGUGGGUGAAGCUUGCCAGAAAUAUGGCAGCAUCUUUAUGCGUCCUCAGGGUCUCUAUAUAAGUUUGAAAGAGAAGGGGAAGAUCCGUGAAGUAUUAAGGAAUUGGCCUGAGCAGAACAUUCAAGUCAUAGUCGUAACUGACGGAGAACGAAUCUUGGGUCUUGGCGAUCUUGGUUGUCAGGGUAUGGGAAUACCAGUGGGAAAACUUUCGUUAUAUACAGCACUUGGAGGAGUCCGCCCUUCAGCUUGUUUGCCUAUUACCAUUGAUGUGGGUACAAACAAUGAGAAGCUGCUCAAUGAUGAAUUAUAUAUUGGGUUAAAGCAAAGACGAGCAACUGGGCAGGAAUAUGCUGAACUUAUGCACGAAUUCAUGACAGCAGUUAAGCAAACUUAUGGGGAAAAGGUCCUAAUUCAGUUUGAAGACUUCGCAAACCACAAUGCUUUUGAUCUGCUUGAGAAGUAUAGAUCAACACAUCUGGUUUUUAAUGAUGAUAUUCAGGGAACAGCAUCUGUGGUCCUUGCUGGACUAGUUGCAGCUCUGAAAUUGGUUGGGGGUAACUUGUCUGAUCACAGAUUCUUAUUCCUUGGUGCUGGAGAGGCUGGCACUGGAAUAGCAGAACUCAUAGCACUUGAAACAUCAAAACAGACAAAUGCCCCACUGGAGGAAGUGCGCAAGAAUAUUUGGUUGGUGGACUCAAAGGGAUUGAUUGUCAGUUCCCGCAAAGAUUCACUCCAACAUUUUAAGAAGCCUUGGGCUCACGAGCAUGAACCUGUUAAAAAUCUUGUAGAUGCUGUUAAUCAAAUUAAGCCAACAGUGUUGAUUGGAACAUCGGGACAAGGAAGAACUUUUACUAAAGAGGUGAUUGAGGCUAUGGCUUCUAUUAACAAGAGACCUAUUAUUCUUUCUCUUUCCAACCCAACGUCACAGUCAGAAUGUACUGCUGAAGAAGCUUACAAGUGGAGCCAGGGACGUGCCAUUUUUGCAAGUGGUAGUCCAUUUCCUCCAGUUGAGUACGAGGGAAAAAUGUUUGUGCCUGGCCAGGCCAAUAAUGCAUACAUAUUUCCUGGAUUCGGUCUCGGUUUGAUAAUGUCUGGAACCAUUCGUGUGCAUGAUGACCUGCUUCUUGCUGCCUCUGAGGCUUUGGCUGCACAAGUGAGCCAAGAGAACUUUGAUAAGGGACUCAUAUUCCCACCAUUCACCAACAUCAGAAAGAUUUCAGCACACAUUGCUGCCAAUGUUGCUGCUAAGGCUUAUGAGCUUGGAUUGGCCACUCGCCUUCCCCAACCCAAAGAUUUGGUGAAGUUUGCUGAGAGCUGUAUGUAUACCCCUGCCUACAGAAGCUACCGGUGAAGUGAUAGUAGUUCUGUUUUCUUUUUCUUUUACUUUUAUCAUAAAAUCAUUUUAUUGUCGAUUUUUUUAUUUAUUUUUUCUCUCUUGUUGUUGAUGUUCGGUUCAUGUAAGUUAUUGGGUGGGGGGUUAGUAGGUUAGGACGGUGCUGGUAGUAGUGGUAGUUGGACUAAAAGGUAGCUUCAAGUUCUGUUCUGCUAUCAAUGUUAUGUGACGGUAAUCAAAAUUAGAAAAGAAAGCAUUUCUAAAGUCCGCAUUUAUUAAUUCUUGCAAGUAA
Molecule: messenger RNA, 2394 nt
Organism: Cajanus cajan (pigeon pea)
Lineage: Eukaryota; Viridiplantae; Streptophyta; Magnoliopsida; Fabales; Fabaceae
Product: NADP-dependent malic enzyme
Biological process (GO): pyruvate metabolic process; malate metabolic process
Cellular component (GO): chloroplast
Molecular function (GO): malate dehydrogenase (decarboxylating) (NADP+) activity; NAD binding
Source: RefSeq, a predicted model, not a curated record